ACAUAAGAACAGAUCAUCUCUGGCAGUAAGGGCCAAGAUCCCGCCCACCUCCUUACUCCUUGCGAGGUGCACUUGUCAGUCGAGCCAGAAUUAGCUCUCACCACAAAACUACACGCGGGCGUUCCGUCUCGCGCCGCCAGAGUAACAGCACUCUCAGACGCUCUCGUGUCUGAACCCCAGCUUUAUUUUUUUUUUAAGUCACAGAGAUAUCGAGACAACAUGUUGCAAUUCAAGAGAACUUUUGAGAACGAAAAACUUCAACUCCAAGAGCUCAACAAGAGACUAAGCCAAUACCUGUCCAGGGUCAAGCAACUGGAACAGGAGAAUGCCUUCCUUAUUACGGAGAUAAACACCAUUAGACAACAGAAAUCGGUAGAAUGGGAAAACCAAUAUAUGCCAGAAUUGCGGGAGCUCAGGAGGGUGGUGGAUCAGCUGGCUUUCGAGAAGUCCAAAGCAGAGAUGGAGCGAGAGAGGCUCCGGCGGGAGUUCCAGACGCUACAGGCACUGUGCUGUCAGGAGUCGGGGUUAUGCAAAAACAUUGACGGGGAACGGAGAGGCUUCGAGGUGCAGCUGCAGCAAGCAGUUAAGAAAAACGCUGCCCUGGAGGAGCACUUGGCCCAGCUCGAUAAUGAGUACAAGUUUCUGGAAGAUGCUCACAGAAAGGAAAUCACCCAUCUCCGUAAAGAGGUGCGUUCCCGGGCGCUGCCCAUUGCUGUCCCGCCGACGUUCCAGGGCGCCCCGACUAUAACGAUGGAGGAUAUCGAGGAAUACGCGCUCGUGCUGUCCGAAACCUGGACUGAGAAUUUCGAGGUGUACCGCAGGAGGGUGGAAGAGCUGGAGGAGUCAAUCAAAUCAGACAAGGCGACACUGGAUGACCUCCAGCGGGAAAAGAUGCAGCACGCGUCCGAGCUCAAGAAACUGCACGCGGAAGCCGAGAAACAAAACAAGCUGCAGCUGCAUCUCGAGGAACAGCUCGUGAACAUGCAGGAGACCUGUCGUCAGGAGAUAGACCAGUAUGUGGCCAUUAUUGGGGAGCUGGAAGAGGAGCGUAAGAUGCUGGCCAACACCAUUGCUGAGAAGCUAAAGGAGCACCAGCAGCUCCUGCAGGUCAAGAUGGGCCUGAGUCUGGAGGUGGCGGCUUACAGGGCACUGCUGGAGGGAGAAAGGAGAGACUCGUCUGUGUGGACCGAUCAGUACGCCAGAGAGCCUUACAGGAGAAUAGAUAUAAAGAUGCCUUCAAAACCAUGGACCGUGACACCCAGGCAAGAGGGAUGGACACAGUAUCCAUCGGGCACAGGGCCUGAGGUCAGAUACAUGGACCUGGCCUCCAGUCUGAAAGCCUCCUUUGAAACAAGUCACUUCAGACCCAUCGGCCCCACCAGGGUAGUCCCUAUCAGUAUCCAUGGAAGGGAACAGCAGAGGUCCCCAGCCAAACAAGAUAUACCCUCCUUCACCAAAGCACCACAGGCUGCCACAAACAUCCAAAAGAAAACACAGGAAGAGACAAGUGUAAGAAUGAAAGAAACCUCACAGAAACCAGCCAGGGGUUUGACAGGCCAGCGGCAGCCAGUCCUGGCAAACAGGUCCAGCCCUGCUUCUUCACCAACAGCAAAAGUCUCAUCGCCUGGGAUGAGCACAACCUCUGCAAACACAGAACAAGUUGCCAAGCAGAAUGUCAGAGGAAUCAAGGCAGGUAACUUGGAUGUGAAAAAAGUCACUGUGAAGCAGUGGACAACCCCAGAGAGAGAGGAGGAGACAAGUAAAGUUUCAGAGAAGUCAGAGGUUAAAGUUAUGAAGGAGGAUCUCAGGGAGGCAGACACAGCAGACACAGGAGAGACACUUCCGAGCAAAGGGAAAAUACUGGAAUCAAUCGUUAUGGAAGAGAUCAUCAAAAAGGUUAUGAGGCCUGCUGGUCUCGACACAAAGAUCAGCUCAUCUCCUGACUCAAAGGUCACCUAUCAGGUGGAGAAAAUGGAAGGAGAGGACGGGAAGACUAAGACUCAGAUCAUCCUGGAGUCAAAGGUGGAGGAGGACUUGGACGUGUCGGACGACUCCGUGCUGGAGGAGCUCCUCAACAAAGGGGCAAAGAAGAUCUCUUUGGAGGACGUCAAGGGAACCCCGACGGGUAGCAUGAUCGAGAACCUCCUCACCCUGGGGCUCCAGGAUGGCACUGAUCUCGGAAACAAGUCGGUCAACGUCGAGAUCAUCGAGGAGACGGUGGAGGGUCAUGUUGAAGAGCCAAGUGAGGUGAAGCCUGAACCAAAAUUCUUCCAGCCCUCCUCAAUGUUCUUCCAGAUCGAGGAGCUGGAGAGCGACUCUCAUGCCACCAGACUCCCACAGAGCCAAGCUGAAACGCGGAAAGAAUUUGUGUCAGGGGACACAGAAUACAGACGGGAUGGAUCAGCCUGGAUCAGGGAAGGGUCCAAAGGUGUGGACUCUCCCUACUUUAGCCAGGCUCAGGAAACUGACUACUUUGUCUCCACACCUGAUGACAGUGUCUCAGAACCCGAGGAGGAGCAUGGAAUUUCAUCUUAUGGAAAUUACGGGGUAGUGGACGACCUGUCAGAUGAAAGGUACUAUCAAGAGGAGCCCCAUAUCACCCAGAGGUUUGAGGAGGACAGUGGAUUCAGAGGGGUGCCUAAGACCACUUACAUGAUGAGUGACCACAGCUUCACCAAAGACAGAUUCCCUGAGUGUAUUAUUGAGGAGGAGAUCCACGUCACCCCCACAGUGCAGGAGUCAAUGCUGGAGAUCCUGAAGGAGGACUCCAUGGACCCAAAGAAGCAACUCAGGGGGGCUCUGGAAAAGCUCCAGGGAAAUGUGUCUGAAUCUCUGAAGGAAGAGCUGGCUCUUUUAUCAAUGAAUGACCAAGAAGGUUCUGAUAAUGUGUCGGUUGACAUCAAGAAGGUGCAGCAAGUUUCAGACAAUGGAACGGUCACCCUCAUGGCCGAGCUCAAUGUUUCCCAGACACUGGAAGAUCCCAGUUUGCUUAAGGGGGAGGGGUUGAGUUCCUCCCACCCGAGCGUUCAACAAAGCAGCACCAGCGGUGCGAGCGGAGGAUGUGCAGCAGAAGUUUUCAGAGACUGGGGCACGGAAGUGCAAGGGAUGCCAUCGACCUCCAGAUCCGAGAAGGUCAUCAAGCUGAGCCCCACCGAGAAGUCGUUCACCUUCCAGAUGGACGUUGGGAAUGUCACCUCUCCUGCCAGCGGGGGCAGGGCCCAGGAGUUCCCAGGGUUCUUCACGCCAGGCCAGAGAUCCGUGGGAGCCAGUGAGGGAGAGGCGAGGGAGGGCGUGUACAGCUACAUGCGCAAAACAGUCGUGAGUGACGACCAGGGUGACGUGUUCACCUAUGGUCAGGGGAGCACGGGCGAGGCCAGGGAUUGGGAGGGCUUUGCCACGCAGCAGGCAGAAUUUGGCCAGGUGCUACAGUCUCAAAUUGUUGACCCUAAGCUAAAGAUCAGUCAGGAGAAGAAAAUUGCCACUGUUUACUUGGAAAGUACAAAGCAUAAUUAGGCAAGGCUUGUCAUACUGGUUAAAUUUUCUCAACUACUGGAUUUGAAACUAUUUUGAUUCAAAUUUAUUUGGUAAAACGUACAUGGAGAAUGUGUGGUUUGGCCUUAGUUCAGGACAGUGAAAAUUAAUGUGUGGGGAGUAAUCCUAUGUCUAAAAAAUUGAUUGAGACAAAAAAAUAUAACUUUUAUAAUGAGCAUCUUGCAAUAUACUAUAUGUUUUUUUUGUUUGAGCUGCGUUAUCAGCAAUAUUCACAUUCUGCUGUGAAGCUUUCAAAGGAACUUUGUUUCCUUAUUUUCUCCUUUUCUUAAAUAUAUAUUUUUGUACUUAAGUACUACUAAUCUUUAGUCUGGCCCUGUGCUGGUAAUAGUACAAAACAAAAAAGUAAUGUUCAUAACUACCUUGCAAAAGAAAGGCUUAUGUAUGUUACCAUCCAGUUAUGCUUUAAAGAGCUUUAUAUUUAGUCAUAUCAUAACACAGAAAGAUACAUUUUUCCUACUAUUAUUCUAUUAUAUAUUACAAUUUGUACCAGCAGUAACAGAUUAAUGGUUGGUUGUUUUGAUGUAUGUUUUGACAUUUAACAUUUUUGUUACAUUUAACAUUUUUCUGUGAUGGAUAUAUAUAAGUUUGCCUGUCAUAUAUGAUAUGAAGUAAUACUCCUACCUGCCUAGAGAAUUCUUACUUAGGAAACACUGCUGUGCAUUUCAGGAGUAUAAUAACUGGAACACAGCUUUGGAUGUCUUCAAAAAAAACUAUCCGCUGUUAUAAUUUUGGAUUCAGAUCUUAGGGCUGCAUGUGAAAUUGAAUCACCCUUUAGUAAGACACACUCCCUGCUGUCUGUUGUCUUUCCUUCCAUUUCCUUGUGGUGAUCUUUUAAUCCUUAAAUGGCAUUAGCUCCAGGGCCACUAAUCCAGACAGCUCGGUUCCUAAGACGGUGAGAGUGAUGAGCGAGUGAGGUUGCCUCUACACCCCCUCCACAGACCUGCACACAGCUAUAUAUCGUUACGCUGCUACCACCUUUCUCAGUGCACUUGAAACACACCAACAGGUGGCUUUAAAAUCAUGCUUAAAACUCAGCUGUUAUUAUAUCCACUGUUUUUUUUAUGGUUUGUCCUUAAAUUUAAACAUUUUCUUUUGUCUGGGUGACCAGUGAAUAAUACAUAGUGAACCGAAAAACGUAACGGUCUGUUAAAUUCAGACUCUCAGAGUUAAGGACGAACUGCGAGUUGUGUAGGACUGUGGUGUUCCAGCUGCGUUUGUGAGAGCUGGGUUUCCUCUAAUCCUGAGCUGGCCUUCACCUUGGGGCAGCAGGUGAGGCCGCCGCGGCCGUGGCUAUUUUUGGACCUGGCGCAAGCUUAGUCACAGGCGGAAGCGGCACCAGCGUGUCGCCUUCACUCAUCUGGCACCUGCCUCAGCAGUGCACUGCUUUACUGUGACACACCAUGCCAACACACACCUGUUACAAAGACAGCGUUACAGACUCAUGGUCACUCGGCUAUCGCAGCACACAUUUUGAUUUGAAAACCUUUUCCAAAUAAAACAGAAGAUUUCAGCAACUAAAGCAGUAUUUUGAGUGUCACACUCAGAUUGCAUUAGCGUUGGAUGUUUGUGACCUUUGUCUUAAUUUGCAUCAUUCGUUUUAUCUUCUUUUCCUGUUUUGUUUUGAUUAUGUAUUGGUCUGCUCUUAGCCAGCAAUGAUGCUAGCAUGAAAUAGUUUUUUUUUUUUUGUUUCUGUUUUCGAAAACUGAUGUUUUUAUUUUACACUGAUGCACUUAUGUAGAGUAUUUAACCAUAUUUUAGAAGGUAUUUGUUUGUUGAUAGCAGACUUUGUUCUUUGAGUGAGUGCAGGUGUCGCUGCAUGCAUUACACCAGAUAAAUGUAAGCUGAACUUGGAGAAAGGCACUGUGGCACCACGAAAAACAUUUUUUCCUCAACGUGGACUCCCACAUUUUCUGAGUGGAGCUCUUCCUUCACACAAUUUAUCAUUAAUAAUUGGAAUCAUUUAUAAAGGGAACGCAACAAGAUGCAUUCAUUUCUUUAUUAGAAACUGGAAUUUAAAAGAGGCAAAAUUAAACCACUUUGGCAGCUUUGUAUUUUACCCAAUGUUUUGGAAUUGGUCAAUACAGCACAAAGGAAAAUUAAACAAUUAUUUC
This is a messenger RNA of Megalops cyprinoides (Indo-Pacific tarpon), 5663 nucleotides long. RefSeq names its product synemin-like. Gene Ontology annotation, biological process: intermediate filament cytoskeleton organization; fast-twitch skeletal muscle fiber contraction. Lineage: Eukaryota; Metazoa; Chordata; Actinopteri; Elopiformes; Megalopidae. The record is from RefSeq and is a predicted model, not a curated record. The transcript is spliced from 4 exons. Bases 220 to 3513 code for a protein of 1097 amino acids. Gene Ontology annotation, molecular function: structural constituent of muscle; vinculin binding; intermediate filament binding. Gene Ontology annotation, cellular component: neurofilament cytoskeleton; costamere; intermediate filament.